This is a messenger RNA of Anopheles coustani, 1168 nucleotides long. Its product is annotated as HMG box-containing protein 4. The transcript is spliced from 5 exons. The record is from RefSeq and is a predicted model, not a curated record. The coding region runs from base 83 to 880 and encodes 265 amino acids. NCBI's taxonomy places the organism in Eukaryota, Metazoa, Arthropoda, Insecta, Diptera, Culicidae.
GUUGUCAAACUAGGUUAGGAAAGAAAAACGAAAACAUUGAAAUUUACGCAAAAUCUACCUUUAGAAAUACAUCACAUCAAUUAUGGAUCAUACACCGAAAACUCACAUUGAGCAAGAAGUGACCGGUGUGUCACGGAGCGGACGGGUUUGCAAAAAACCAACGAAACUGAUGGACUUCCAGUCCCCGGACGAUAUCGAGGCAAAGCAAAAGAAACCUUCAACAACGCAACGAUUUGGUGCUAAAUCAUCUUAUGCACAGGACGAUUCGCACGGAACACAAGAUGAGAUGCAUACGGAAUCCGAUGGAAAUUACGAUACACAGUCGAAUGGAUCGAGCGGCAGUGAGUCGAUGACUAGCGACGACGAUAACGAAGAAACCUACGGAGCCAUGGACGAUGAAGAUAAGAGCGAGGGAGAACUCAUGAUUGACUCUACAUCCAGAAGAGAUAUUGCGAAAAAGGCUUCCAAAAAGAAAAGUGAUGCAAGCAGAAGGUCCGGGAAGUCGUCGAAAACCGGGGCAAAUAAAACCACGUCGAGGCGUAAGAAAGUGAAGAAACGCACCAAACCGAGCACUCACAAGCGGAGGGACAAAUCAGCGACCCAUUUUAAGCCACCCGGUUGCCAACCGACCGAUGUGGCUGCACACUUAAGUCUCUUAGGCGACAGUUUGACCGUCAUAGGAGAUCGUCUGAAGGAGCAUAAGGGGGAAGUGGCAAUUUCUGGAAGCCUUUCCGUGCUGCUGGACAGCUUUCUUUGCGCCCUAGGUCCGCUGAUGUGUUUAACGCUACAAAUACCGGGAAUGGAACGGAACUCGGACCAUUUGAAGGAGCUGUUCCAAAACACACUGGAUGAUAUAGCAUAUGUUAUGCCCGGUUUGUAAUAGUACUUAUAGUCCUUUACCUAGUUUUAAACAAUUUUGUCUCAGUUCCUAAUAAAAUCCAGCUUUUUCCUAUCGUAGAAACUAGUUUAAGAAAAAAAAGAGGAUACAAUCGUGUCUUCCAUUAGCUGGAUAGUUAUCUUAAGUUUUUGUAAUGAAAUUUAUAUUUAAGUUUUGAGGCAUAUUAAUUCGCUCAUAAUCAUAAGAACGUUCUUUCUCAAACAAAAGUAGAAAUGAUAAAUGUCGGAAAAUUAUACAGAAAAAUAUAACGAAUUUUUGAAUGUUAAUUCA